Molecule: messenger RNA, 372 nt
Organism: Exaiptasia diaphana
Lineage: Eukaryota; Metazoa; Cnidaria; Anthozoa; Actiniaria; Aiptasiidae
Product: mitogen-activated protein kinase kinase kinase 1
Exons: 3
Coding region: 31-372 (113 amino acids)
Source: RefSeq, a predicted model, not a curated record
GAAGAGGUCUGUCCUAUCUGUCUCUUGGAGAUGGUAGAGGGAGAGAGUUUAACCUGCUGCAAAGGAGGAUGCAAUAAUAGGUUACAUCAGCACUGUAUGGAAAUAUGGGCUGUGGAGUGUAGGGCAAGAAAAGAGAGGCUAAAUUGUCCUCUUUGUCGAAGGAUUCUCACACCUGAUGCAGCUCCUUUCCUUGGAGACAGAUCACCUAAAGGCUCGCCACUAUCACCCAACCGCACUGUUUCCCCCAAUGUCCCCACUCCGCUUGGACCUGAAGAAGUCAUUACACUGCCUCACUCAGAACCAAUUCCCUCCCAACAAAUAGAGUUGGCAAGACCCUGGAUCCAAGUAAGAAGAUGCAUCCUUAUUGAUUAA